This is a messenger RNA of Xylona heveae TC161, 2595 nucleotides long. RefSeq names its product glycoside hydrolase family 47 protein. Gene Ontology annotation, cellular component: membrane; endoplasmic reticulum. The transcript has 4 exons. The coding region runs from base 134 to 2317 and encodes 727 amino acids. Gene Ontology annotation, biological process: carbohydrate metabolic process; N-glycan processing. Gene Ontology annotation, molecular function: calcium ion binding; mannosyl-oligosaccharide 1,2-alpha-mannosidase activity. The record is from RefSeq and is a predicted model, not a curated record. NCBI's taxonomy places the organism in Eukaryota, Fungi, Ascomycota, Xylonomycetes, Xylonales, Xylonaceae.
AACAAAUCCUAGGGGCAAAAAGAAAGCCUCCUUACGUUCCACUAAGGUCUGCGCGCGUCCGUUUUUAUAAAUUUUUCCCUUCUUUGGUUAAGCCCUUGUUUCGAUAUCUUGCCGCAAUGUUGGAUGGUCGGGAAUGAACAACUUUGAUCCUUUUAAUGUUCGUCGCAGCUCGGCAUUCGACAUUUUGCGCGCCACUGCUUCGAUAGCACCCGGUCCUACUUCUGCCACCACACAUCAAACCACCAGUUCCGGCCAAAGAGAUCAUAAGGCCAGUGAGGCCGCUCUCGAGGGCCCAAGGCUGAACGACGACAUGUCAUUCUCCAUACCCCCUAACGUGCCGAACUUUUCGAGUGCAGAGAGACGAUACGAAAAUGGGCAGUGGGAAAGCUCGGGGAGAACGCACCGCCAGACACAUGCUACUCAGGGGCUCGGCGCUACCAUAGGCGGUCUGUUUGAGCAAAGGGAUCUCCCCAUGUAUAAAGAUAAACCAUUCAAAUCGUCUUCAGGACUACGAGUGCCCUCUUUCCGGAAAAAGAGGUUCGUAGCCGGAGCCGUCGUGUUGGUCUUUGGGUUGCUAUAUUGGCUGGGGCUCUUCUCCGAAUCUUCGACUCUAUCACUUGGAGAAAGCAAGAGCGAUAAGUCGGCGUGGAGAUGGCUGUCGAAAUCAAGUCAAAAACAAUCAGUUGUUGAUUGGGAGCGCAGAAGAGAAUUUGUCAAAGAGGCUUUCACGCUUAGCUGGGAUGCAUACGAACGAUAUGCGUGGGGAUUUGACGAAUUUCAUCCUGUUUCGAAGACGAAAAGGCAAAUGGGACCCAAUGGUUUAGGUUGGAUUAUCGUCGACAGUUUAGAUACCUUGAUCCUCAUGAACUUGACUUCACGACUCUCGCAUGCUCGGGAAUGGGUAUCAACCACCCUUACGUACGACCAAGACCAAGAGGUGAACACUUUUGAAACAACCAUUCGCAUGCUUGGCGGGUUGCUCUCCGCGCAUUAUCUCUCCAACGAGUACCCAGACUUGGCCGCCCUUCCAGACUCCGCAGCAGGCGCGCCUGGGGAGGACCUCUUCCUCGAAAAGGCAUCUGACCUUGCAAAUCGGCUCCUCGGUGCUUACGACUCACCCUCUGGUAUUCCAUACGCAAGUGUGAACCUCCGUACGAUGGCAGGUAUUCCUUCUCAUAAUGACGGCGGUGCAUCUUCAACUGCCGAAGCUGCAAGCCUGCAGCUCGAAAUGAAAUAUUUGGCGAAGCUUACUGGCGAGAAAGACUACUGGGACAAGGCGGAGAAGAUCAUCAAAGUGAUUGACGACAAUCAAAUGGAGGACGGCCUGCUUCCGAUCUUCAUAUAUGCAGAUCAAGGAACGUUUCGUGGAGACAAUAUUCGGCUCGGCAGCCGUGGCGAUUCGUAUUAUGAGUAUCUCAUCAAACAAUACUUGCAAACCUCCAAGCAAGAGCCCAUCUACCAGGAGAUGUGGGAUGAGUCUCUUGCCGGUAUUCGAAAGCAUCUCAUCACCUAUUCCAAACCCUCUAAUCUGACAAUCCUUGCGGAGAGGCCCAACGGACUGAAGCAACCGUUGUCGCCAAAGAUGGACCACCUUGUCUGUUUCAUGCCUGGUACAAUCGCCCUCGCCGUCACUGGAGGCCUUAAAGAAGCAGAAGCUAGAGCAUCGCCUUUUUGGGGUCCAAAGCAAGAGCAGGAGAUGGAGCUCGCCAAGGAACUCAUGAGAACUUGCUGGGGCAUGUAUAAGAUCACGGAAACCGGCCUUGCUCCGGAAAUUGCUUAUUUCAAUAUAUACGACCCCCCUGUAAUGGAGAACACGGUUGAUGAGAAGGCGAGAAAAUCCAUUGAUGAUGAUCGCCGUUGGCGUGAAGAUUAUGUUAUCCACUCGAUGGAUGCGCAUAAUCUGCAACGGCCAGAGACAGUUGAGAGUCUUUUCUACAUGUGGAGAAUCACGGGAGAUGUCAAAUACCGACAGUGGGGCUGGGAAAUCUUCAAAGCGUUUGUGUCACAUUCCGCCGUCUUCGACGGUGCUGGUUUCACAAGUCUCGCCAAGGUGACGGAAGUACCGGCUCCUCAGCGCGAUAACAUGGAAAGUUUCUGGCUGGCCGAGACGUUGAAGUACCUCUAUCUUCUUUUCUCUCCGGAUGACCUUCUUCCUUUGGAAAAGGUUGUAAUCAACACAGAGGCACACAUUUUCCCUCGCUUUGAGCUUGGUAAUCUCUUCAAGACGGGCUGGACCCGCCAACAUCGCAACUCUCCGGAGCCUUCCGCAGAAGUGAAAAAGUCGCAACCUGUACAGGUGCGUUCAUUCUCUGGAUGAGGCUUUAUCAUUACUUUCUCUAUACUGGCUCUUUAGCCGUGUUGCAUAAUUCUAUACCCCGCCCCCGAGCUGGGGGUUGGUAACCGCCUGAAGAGUAAGGGAGAAGAAACGGUUGCAGUAUUAUAUAUAGCUUUUUUUUUUCACGUUUUUAUCAAAACGCAGGUGGGAAUCUCAUUGAACACCGCAUCUUUUGUACAAUAAUUGUUGCAGUAAGAGCAUAAGCAUUGCGCACUUUAGGAAUGGAGGGCAUUCAACUGGCCGUGCCGUCGAGCACCGGC